Messenger RNA from Fusarium graminearum PH-1, 1312 nucleotides. RefSeq lists its product as uncharacterized. The transcript has 4 exons. NCBI's taxonomy places the organism in Eukaryota, Fungi, Ascomycota, Sordariomycetes, Hypocreales, Nectriaceae. Bases 86 to 1108 code for a protein of 340 amino acids. Gene Ontology annotation, biological process: transmembrane transport. The record is from RefSeq and is a predicted model, not a curated record.
CUUGCGACAAGACAUCAGCAUAGACAUAGACCUGGUCCAUAGUUUGUCUCUACUUGCUCUACAAGAACUUGACAAUCAUCGCAUUAUGGCUGCGCAAUCGAAACCUGAGAUUUCCCCUUGGGGUCGCGCCGUGGCUGGCGCUACAGGCGCUGUUCUGGCCAACGCGCUGGUCUAUCCUCUUGACAUUGUCAAGACUCGUCUCCAGGUUCAAAUCAAGCCAGAUCCUAGCAAAGAACCUUCCCCGACCGACGAACCACACUACACCUCGACAUGGGAUGCCAUCUCGCGAAUCGUUGCCGAUGACGGCAUCAAAGGUCUCUACGCCGGUAUGAACGGUUCUUUGAUCGGAGUUGCGUCAACCAACUUUGCCUACUUCUACUGGUACACCAUUGUCAGAACGCUGUAUCUCAAGUCACGCAAGACAGACGCGAACCCUUCUACCGUCGUGGAGCUCGGUCUAGGUGCUAUCGCAGGAGCCAUUGCACAAGUCUUUACAAUCCCUGUCGCAGUGGUCACCACGCGCCAGCAAACAGCCAGCAAAUGUGAUCGCAAAGGUCUUAUGGCCACAGCUCGGGAGGUCAUCGAUGGCCCAGAUGGUGUAUCAGGUCUUUGGCGAGGUCUCAAGGCCAGCCUGGUCCUUGUUGUGAACCCUGCCAUUACUUACGGCGCGUACGAGCGACUGAAGGAAGUGAUGUACCCUGGCAAGACCAGCCUGAGGCCAGGGGAGGCAUUCUUGUUGGGUGCUAUGUCUAAAGCACUUGCGACGAUCGCCACUCAGCCUUUGAUAGUGGCCAAGGUCGGCCUUCAGUCAAAGCCACCCCCAGCUCGCAAUGGCAAGCCGUUUACCAGUUUCGUUGAGGUCAUGAAGUUCAUCAUAGAACAUGAGGGCAUGCUGGGGCUGUUCAAAGGCAUUGGGCCCCAGAUUCUUAAGGGACUUCUCGUCCAGGGUAUUCUGAUGACAGCAAAGGAGAGGGUUGAGCUGAUGUUUAUCCUCCUGAUUCGAUAUAUUAAGUCCAUUCAACUCCGCAAAAUCAGCCGGGCUGCCGAGAAGACUGCUGUGGCAGCAGCUGCCCACAGCGUUGCUGCACAGCCUGUGACAAGCACUUAGAUUAGGGCAACAGCCGGCGAAGACUAAUCAUGACCAACAUCGUCAACUGUUGAGAGGAAGGGUUUUUGCAAAAAGUGGGAAUAGAAACGGAUAGGUAGGUGUUUUUUGUUUGCACAUUUCUCCAGUAAUUAGCGUUGAAUUCUUUACUGUGACCUUAGUAGUGAUUGUGAGCUACGUCGAGGCUGCUCUUCCUACCUUGUUACA